Salarias fasciatus (jewelled blenny) is the source of this 3652-nucleotide messenger RNA. RefSeq names its product SMAD family member 4b (gene smad4b). The record is from RefSeq and is a predicted model, not a curated record. Gene Ontology annotation, molecular function: RNA polymerase II cis-regulatory region sequence-specific DNA binding; DNA-binding transcription factor activity, RNA polymerase II-specific; I-SMAD binding. Gene Ontology annotation, cellular component: heteromeric SMAD protein complex. Bases 323 to 1846 code for a protein of 507 amino acids. NCBI's taxonomy places the organism in Eukaryota, Metazoa, Chordata, Actinopteri, Blenniiformes, Blenniidae. The transcript has 10 exons. Gene Ontology annotation, biological process: anatomical structure morphogenesis; transforming growth factor beta receptor signaling pathway; BMP signaling pathway.
UGAGAAAACCCAGCGGAGUGGGACGGAGUUGUCACGAAUUCUGAUUCUUACUUGAGCUCCAUAUCAGAGGAUGUAAAACUGCAGAGCGAGAAGUGGAAACCUUCUCAUGGCGUGUCUGUGAACGGGUGUGGAGCUUGUCUGGAUCGUCUGGCAGGUCCCAUCGGUGCUGGGAGUCCGGGAGAGCGGCAGGACGUAGUCGUGUUUCUCCUGCACACCCAGGAGGAUCACCUCCAACUAAGUUCCUCUGCCAUGUUGUGAAACAGCACCAGAGAAAAACUUACCUCCACAAACUCCCCAAAGUGCGGCAAAAGUACGAGCUGAGAUGUCCAUCACCAACACGCCCACCAGCAACGACGCCUGCCUGAGCAUUGUGCACAGCCUGCUGUGCCACAGGCAGGGAGGCGAGAGCGAGGCGUUCUCCAAGCGGGCCAUCGAGAGCCUGGUGAAGAAGCUGAAGGAGAAAAAAGACGAGCUGGACUCCCUCAUCACGGCCAUCACCACCAACGGCGCUCAUCCCAGCAAGUGUGUGACCAUCCAGAGGACGCUGGAUGGACGCCUGCAGGUGGCUGGACGGAAAGGCUUCCCUCAUAUCAUCUACGCCCGGCUGUGGCGCUGGCCCGACCUGCACAAGAAUGAGCUGAAGCACGUCAAAUACUGCCAGUUCGCCUUUGACCUCAAGUGUGACAACGUGUGUGUCAACCCCUACCACUACGAGAGAGUGGUGUCCCCCGGGAUAGACUUGUCCGGACUCACGCUCACUCCUUCUGGACCCAGCUCGGCCCUCAUGGUUAAAGACGAGUAUGAUUUUGAUGGACCCCAGAGUCUGCCCGCUAUCGACAGCAGCCAUUCUCUUCAGAUAAUGCAGCACCCUUCAUCCAGCAGCCGCCCGCCGCCCCCGGAGUCAUUUGUGGCCCCGAACCUGCUCCCGCCCCCUGAGGCCUCCACCUCCAUCUCCGCAUCAGCUUUCCCUGCCGGACCAGGCAGUGCCGGCUCCACCUGGUCCAGGAGCAGCAGUUUCACCCCCAGCAUGACCCACCAUACCAACAGCCACCUGCAGCACCACCCUCCAGUGCCACAUCCGGCACACUACUGGCCGCCGCAUAAUGAGCUCGCCUUCCAGCCUCCCGUAUCCAACCAUCCAGCUCCCGAUUACUGGUGUUCCAUUGGAUAUUUUGAGAUGGACGUUCAAGUCGGGGAGACGUUUAAAGUCCCCUCCUCCUGCCACGUUGUGACGGUGGACGGUUACGUAGACCCCUCGGGGGGAGACCGAUUUUGUCUGGGUCAGCUCAGCAACGUCCAUCGCACUGAGGCCAUCGAGAGAGCAAGACUUCACAUCGGUAAAGGAGUCCAGCUGGAGUGUAAAGGAGAGGGAGACGUGUGGGUGCGAUGCCUCAGUGACCAUGCGGUGUUCGUCCAGAGCUACUACCUGGACAGAGAGGCGGGCAGAGCGCCGGGAGACGCCGUGCACAAAAUCUACCCCAGUGCUUACAUCAAGGUGUUCGACCUCCGUCAGUGUCACAGGCAGAUGCAGCAGCAGGCCGCCACCGCUCAAGCAGCUGCAGCAGCACAGGCAGCAGCCGUGGCGGGAAACAUCCCAGGGCCCGGAUCCGUGGGAGGGAUCGCUCCAGCUAUCGGUCUUUCGGCGGCAGCCGGCAUCGGCGUGGACGACCUCCGCCGGCUGUGUAUUCUCAGGAUGAGUUUCGUGAAGGGCUGGGGGCCCGACUACCCCCGCCAGAGCAUCAAGGAGACCCCCUGCUGGAUCGAGAUCCACCUGCACAGAGCCCUGCAGCUACUGGACGAGGUGCUGCACACCAUGCCUGUCGUAGACCCACAACUCCUGGACUGAGAGCACAGUGGGAAGACUUCCUGUGGGGAUUAUUGGAAACCUUCAGAUCAGCCGAAACUGGAAUGUAAAUCAACACGAAAUCAAACUACUGACAGACAUUAGAACUGUGAGCAUCAGAUUGCUGUACGUCAGUUUGUGAAUACUGCUGCCUUUUGUUGUUUUUCGUAUUUACUCAUGCUGUUACAGACAUCCAGUCAUAAGUUGGAUCACUUCUCGGUGAUAAGGUUAGGCCUGACUUUCACUAUACGAAUGUUACUGAACGAAAGGCGCACAAAUCAGAGUCUGAUAUGGACUUUUCUCUGACCUUUGGGUGUUUCUAGCCUCUUCCUGUAGCAGGAGCCGAGGCGCCGUCAGCAGAACACCUGGUUCCUGCUCGGUUCUGCUGGUCAUAGCUGCACUUGCGUCGUUUUUUUCUUCUUCACCUGGGAAAGUUCAGCUGUUCACCCAUGAUGCAUCGCUCUCCUCAUCCAUUGUGAUUAUGUCGUCACUUUUCCCAAACACAGAAAAGCCUUUCUGAUGAGAUGUUGGCUUAUCAUGACUCACCUCUUGUCUGUUUUAUUUUUAUUUUUUUGGAGGGGAACAAAUGUCCUGCUUUACACUACCGCAAAGGAUGAAUUCAGAGGCCUUCACUUAACUGCUUACUUACUUACUUUCUUUUUUUUUUUUUUAAGUUUAUGCUCCUAGCUCAAAAUAAAAGCAGAAAUCAGAUGGUUUUGGUUUCGAUGAAAUUGAAGCCAGAAAGAGGUCAGAAGUUUAGUUUUGAUGUCUGAGAUUUAAUCUCGGUGCACAAAACGAGCUUCUUUUUUUGUUUUUUUUGGCAAACCAAAGUACUAAUUACUCAGAGAUGCACUAUAAAUACAUCUUGUAUGAUCAUGAGGGUCAGCUGCCUGAAGUGAUUUUUUUUUUUUUUUAACCUGACAGUUAGCUGAGAGUCAUUCUCUAUCGAAUGACGGGCCGCCUGCCAGUCCCGUGAGUGACGAUAGCUUACUUACAAAGACGAGCAUUUAACUCUGCACCCAGCAAUACUGAGACUUUUUGUAACUUUCACUGAGAUGUACAUUUGUGGCACUUUACUUGUGGAUUUAUUUCAUUAACCGUGGUUCUGAGGUGGUGGUCCUGCACUUCAGAUCGGGGAGAGAAUUGAGUGGUUCAGACAGGAACACAGGAAGUGGAUAUGGAGUUGGAAAUCAUACUUUAAUAAAACACUAAGACACCUUUUCUAAAAGUAUUUACAGCUGUGGUCAGCUUUUUUACUGAUCUUUUAGUUCAUUUGAAUCCAUGUGGAGACGGACGCCAUUGCGAGACUUCCGCUCCACCCAUCGGAAGCAGAUUGGGACUUACUGUCCUCCACAAUGUAGACAGAUAGUGAAUUUCGAACCUGCAACCUUUGAGAGAUGAUUGGCUCUACCACCUGAGCCACAGCCGACCCAGUUGUCCAUGCUGAUGUGCUUUUUUAACAGAUUGUCUUUUCCUUUGUUUGGGUUUUAGUUUAAAUUUGAGGGUGCUGAUGUUUGACACAAGCAGUAAAACUGGUCGUGGAUUGCUCUCUAAAAAAACUAACCUUUUUGAGUCUUUUCAACAGAUAAGCAAUUGUGAGUUGUUUUUUUUUAAUCUGUUUACUGCCAGAAUUUCUGCUGAAUAAUGUUUGAUGGAAACUGUUUUUGUGUCCAUGUCCUUAUUUUUUUUUAUAUACACAUAUUACAGGAGCCAAAAGGCAGCUCACAUCAGUUGAUGCUGACUACUAAGACAGAUUGCAGAUAUAAAUUUUGUGUAUUUCUUAUGUGAGAAUAUAUAAUUAAAGUUGGC